Molecule: messenger RNA, 456 nt
Organism: Gloeophyllum trabeum ATCC 11539
Lineage: Eukaryota; Fungi; Basidiomycota; Agaricomycetes; Gloeophyllales; Gloeophyllaceae
Exons: 1
Coding region: 1-456 (151 amino acids)
Source: RefSeq, a predicted model, not a curated record
AUGAAGAAGUUCUUCCAGUGUGAAAUGGGCACCCACAUCAACCGUCAGAUGAUCAUCCACCUUACUGUUAUCUGGCUGGGCAACAUGUAUGAGAUCUUGGGUGAGGAUGACAAGGACAUGUUGUCCUCACAGGCAGGUCAUUCCAAGGACAUACGUGACACCUGUUACGCAAUUGUGCAUGGUAUGCUUGCUUCUGUCACGUCGGACUGCAUGUUCCGAUUUGGUUACAUGUCUGAGUGGUUCUGGUGUAUGGCCAGUCUUCAUCCCACUAAGUCCACUCUCUCCCUUCCAUUGCACACUCACCGCCAACUGCGUGAUGAGUCAAUGGAAAGCCCUUCCUCCCCCUCAUCUUCAUCAUCCGGCUUUGACUAUGUGAAGCUGGUGGACACUAUUGGCGCACUCUUCGACGCGAAGAUUGCAAGGAUGGAGGAGCACAUCCUUGGCGAAAUUCAAUGA